AAGCAGCAGCAGGGUUUUCAGUUGGGUUCGAUUGUUUUGUUCUGAGCCAGCGGUAGAAGCAGCAGCAGCAGCAAGAUGGGCAAGGAGAAGACUCAUAUUAACAUCGUCGUCAUCGGCCACGUCGACUCGGGCAAGUCGACCACCACCGGCCACCUGAUCUACAAGUGCGGCGGCAUCGACAAGCGUACGAUCGAGAAGUUCGAGAAGGAGGCGCAGGAGAUGGGCAAGGGCUCGUUCAAGUACGCCUGGGUGCUGGACAAGCUGAAGGCGGAGCGCGAGCGUGGUAUCACCAUCGAUAUCGCGCUGUGGAAGUUCGAGACGUCCCGCUACUACGUCACCAUCAUCGACGCGCCGGGCCAUCGCGAUUUCAUCAAGAACAUGAUCACCGGUACGUCGCAGGCCGACUGCGCCGUACUGAUCGUCGCCGCCGGUACCGGCGAGUUCGAGGCCGGCAUCUCCAAGAACGGCCAGACGCGCGAGCACGCCCUGCUGGCGUUCACGCUCGGCGUCAAGCAGCUGAUCGUCGGCGUCAACAAGAUGGACUCGACCGACCCGCCGUACCACGAGGCGCGCUACGAGGAAAUCAAGAAGGAGGUGUCGUCGUACAUCAAGAAGAUCGGCUACAACCCGGCGUCGGUCGCGUUCGUGCCGAUCUCGGGCUGGCACGGCGACAACAUGCUCGAACCGUCGGACAAGAUGCCGUGGUUCAAGGGAUGGGCGGUGGAGCGCAAGGAGGGCAAGGCUGAGGGCAAGACGCUGAUCGAGGCCCUGGACAACAUCCUGCCGCCGUCGCGCCCAACCGACAAGGCGCUGCGUCUGCCCCUGCAGGACGUCUACAAGAUCGGCGGUAUCGGUACGGUACCGGUCGGUCGCGUUGAAACUGGCGUCCUCAAGCCAGGUAUGGUGGUCGUGUUCGCCCCGGUCAACAUCACCACUGAGGUAAAGUCGGUCGAGAUGCACCACGAGGCGCUGUCCGAGGCCCUGCCCGGUGACAACGUGGGCUUCAACGUGAAGAACGUGUCGGUGAAGGAGCUGCGCCGUGGCUACGUUGCCGGCGACUCCAAGGCAAGCCCGCCGAAGGGUGCUGCCGACUUCACUGCUCAGGUCAUCGUCCUGAACCACCCGGGACAGAUCGCGAACGGCUACACGCCGGUGCUCGAUUGCCACACCGCUCACAUCGCGUGCAAGUUUGCCGAGAUCAAGGAGAAGUGCGACCGCCGUUCGGGCAAGGUGACGGAGGAGAAUCCGAAGUCGAUCAAGUCCGGCGAUGCCGCCAUCGUCAACCUGGUGCCAAGCAAGCCGCUGUGCGUCGAGAGCUUCCAGGAGUUCCCGCCGCUCGGUCGGUUCGCCGUGCGCGACAUGCGUCAGACGGUGGCCGUCGGCGUCAUCAAGUCGGUCAACUUUAAGGAGGCGUCGGGCGGUAAAGUAACGAAGGCCGCCGAAAAGGCCCAGAAGAAGAAAUAACUAGAGACACAGCAACACCCGUCACUAGUCGUAGAGGCCGCGGAGGAACAGAAGGAGCAGAAGAGAAACACGCCAGCUGUACUAUCAACAACGCUAGCGGCAGAACCAGCACCGGCAGCAGCAGCAGCAGCAGCAACAACAAUAGCAGUGGUGCCGGCAGCGAUAACAAAUGAUAUCCAAUUCUCAACGUUAUUAUUAGAGAAUAAUACUGAUGAUGAUGAUGGUUAUGACGAUGCAGGGCACGGCGAUGAUGGCGUGCCGAUGGCGCAGCUGAAGAGAAAUCAUUCAUUAUUAUUAUUAUUAAAUAAUAAUCUAAGAAUUACUAUUAACGAUAAACUACCACUUAACAAUGCUAAUACUGAUAACUCCUACGAUUGUAAUAAUUUAAAACAACGCCCAUCGUCAACAUUCAAUGGCAGUGAUGCCGGCAAGGUGUGGUGGCUGUCGGUGGCUGGAUGGCGCAAACCCACGUGCCCGAUCCUGGCGACGACCGGCACUGGCCAGCCGCAGAAGCCGUCCGCGGUGGCCGACCCGCUCGCUCCGCUGUCCGGCGGGUUCAUUUCUUCCCUCAAACCAUCGCCCUCACUGUCGCUGUUUUCAUCGGUAACUAAUUUAUUUUAUCACCAUCGGAAAGCAUUUCGGAGGAAAGAUGACGACCACCGGACGCUCAUCGGGGGCUGGCGGGACGAUGUGGUGCUUCGCACUGCCGUCAACGACGCCACCGCCGCCAUCGUUGUCGUCCACAUGCAGCAAUGCAUCAUCGUCGCUGCCGUCGUCGCGCUCGCCAUUACCACCGUCUCCAUCUAUGGGGCUGCUGCUGCUACUGAGACUGCACGGAUGCUGCACGGCGCCGGAUUUGCCACCAACCAACGCUCAACCCGUCGGUCAGCCUCCGUCAGCGUGCGCGCCAUUAACAUCGGCCUGCUGCCACUGCAGCAUCAAGCGCGAAGUUAGUACAGCUGCCUAGCAAUUGUCACCGUUGUCGACGUUUGCUACGAUCAUCGAGACUCCGAUCACAACGGCAAACGGCAAACAGAACAACCGGAACAGAGAGAGUCGAUAGCAACUAAUAAAAUGCAAUGCUGAACUGAUUGAAACAAGGAAGGAAAUUAUACAUUUAAAAGACAGAGAAGAUGAAGAAAAACAACACAAAGAAUUGAGCAACUAACUUGUAGGAUUGGCGGGAGCCCCCCCGGAAAACUACUUGGAUUUGUUUGAUUUAUUUUAAACUACUACUAGAUGCGUUCGUUUGAGGAACACCGUAGGGAAAGUGGGAAGCGAAACAAAACAAGCCGUAAAAGACUCGUAAAAACCAAGGAUGCACUGAAUCGAUGAUACGAACAAAUGAACAAGAAAAAUACCAUUUAUGAUCCUAACAAGCCGUGUAUUUUCGUUUCCUUUGGUUUACGUUUUACUUCCCAGCGGAUGGUUGAGCGUUUCGCUUAUUUUCUUCACUCUGCACUAACGGUGGUUAGAUGCUUUCAUAAAUUUUGCAUACGUCCCCCGCAAGGUUUGCAAUUUUCUUCAGGUUCCUCACAGUUUUAAGCGAUGUAGGAGGAGUGGGAUGCAAAAGUUCUAUCUUUUCCGGCCAUAAAUCUCUUCUACGAGCGUACGGGGGGUUUUACUUGUUUCUUGUACCCAUCGCAAUCCAGUACAACAUUGUUAGGUGGACAGUUUACGCAGCAGCAUAUGCAGCACAAUGUUGCCGGCUUUGAAAACGGGAUAGUAUCGACGCAGCAACUGCGCCAACAUAAGCAAACACAAAACAAAAAUCCAUUGGAUGGCAACCAAUUUAAAAUAACAAAAAAAAAAAACCCACACACACAAGUAUGUAUGUGAACAUAAAUGUAAUCACUAUGAAAAGCCGAAAACAGAAAGCACCUGGAAAUAAAUU
Anopheles coustani is the source of this 3358-nucleotide messenger RNA. Its product is annotated as elongation factor 1-alpha 1-like. The record is from RefSeq and is a predicted model, not a curated record. Bases 76 to 1464 code for a protein of 462 amino acids. The transcript is spliced from 3 exons. NCBI's taxonomy places the organism in Eukaryota, Metazoa, Arthropoda, Insecta, Diptera, Culicidae. Gene Ontology annotation, biological process: translation; translational elongation. Gene Ontology annotation, molecular function: GTP binding; GTPase activity; translation elongation factor activity.